AUGAAGCUCGCCGUCUUCAGCGCGAAAUCGUACGAUCGCACCUACUUGGACCGAGUGCUGGGCCAGCGGUUCACCGAGCUGGGUAGCAUCGAAUAUCACGCCUUCGCCCUCUCCGAGGAGACCGUGCCCUUGGCGCGAGGCUGCCAUGCCGUCUGCGUCUUCGUCAACGACACGCUCGACGCCUCCGUACUGCGUGCCCUGCAUGCAGGCGGCGUGCGCGCCGUUCUCCUGCGCUGCGCGGGAUUCAAUCACGUCGACCUCGAGACCGCCGAAACACUCGGUCUCUUCGUCGCCAACGUGCCUGCCUAUUCUCCCGAGGCCGUGGCCGAGUUUGCCGUCGCGCUGAUCCAGACUCUGAACCGCAAGACCCACCGUGCCUACAAUCGCGUGCGGGAGGGCAACUUCAAUAUCGAGGGCCUCUUGGGCACUACGCUGCACGGGAAAACCGUCGGCAUCGUCGGCGUGGGACGAAUCGGUCUCGCCACCGCCCGUAUCUUCCACGGCUUCGGUUGUCGACUGAUCGCUCACGAUCCCUUCGCCGGCGACGAGUUCCGUCGGUACGGCACCCUGGUCGAUCUCGACACUCUGCUGCGGGAGAGCCAUAUCAUCAGUUUGCAUUGCCCGUUGACCGAGGGCACCCGCCAUAUCAUCAAUGAAUCAUCCCUGUCCCGCAUUCGGCCCGGCGCCCUUCUCGUCAAUACAUCGCGAGGAGGGCUGAUCGAUGGGACGGCGGUCAUCCAGGCUCUCAAGACCCGUCGCCUGGGUGGACUCGCGCUGGACGUCUACGAAGCCGAAGGCGAGCUGUUCUACAACGAUCACUCGGGCGAGAUCAUCGACGACGACGUGCUCAUGCGCUUGAUGACCUUCCCCAACGUCAUCGUCUGCAGCCACCAGGGAUUCUUCACGCACGAGGCCUUGACCGAGAUUGCUACGAUUACCCUGCGCAACUGGUCCGACCUGGUGGACGGGCGUUCAUGUCCCAACUCGUUGGUCACCGAGGGCCAUGCCCUCGUUCGGGCCGACACCGCCCCGGUUCGAUUAUAG
Penicillium cinerascens is the source of this 1044-nucleotide messenger RNA. RefSeq names its product 2-hydroxyacid dehydrogenase. Gene Ontology annotation, molecular function: D-lactate dehydrogenase (NAD+) activity; NAD binding. Bases 1 to 1044 code for a protein of 347 amino acids. The transcript has a single exon. The record is from RefSeq and is a predicted model, not a curated record. NCBI's taxonomy places the organism in Eukaryota, Fungi, Ascomycota, Eurotiomycetes, Eurotiales, Aspergillaceae.